AUGCCAGGCCCUUCUCAGGACUCCACGGUCAAGUCUCAGAGGCGGAAAAACAAAGACAAACAAGCAAACACACGAAAGCGCUCUCCCAUAGUUCCAAUAAAGGGGAAGGAGGACGGGACAGAGAGAGAGCUCUCAGAAGUGAAAUUUGGCUUGAACAAUGAUGAUGUGGAAACUGUACAUGAGGAUGCGUCUCUGAUCUUAAAGAAACCAGUGCGAUUAAGGCUGGAUUUGGACUCCGAAGAAAAGUUCCUGGGGACGCUGAGGGUUAGCGUGCUUACAAUCUGGGGAGGUGAUACCGAAGGUAUUUCAGGUUUAAAGGCAGUGUGGGAUCCAGGUAAGGCACAUUCAGAAGGACAUCGUAUUGUUUUCCUAAAUAGCAUCUGCAUUGAAGCUGCUGUUUCUCGGGGCACAGGAGAGGGCAGGAAGAGGGUCCCCGCUGCCCUCGCAGGCUGGCCUUGUGCAGCUCUCUGCCCGGCAUGCAGCUCCUCUGCCUUUUCCCAUGGGACCGGCUCGGUGGCCUGUGUGGACAUGCAGCCCAAGCACAUUCCAGCCCAGCCUCAGCACCCCAGGACCCCCCACAUCACCAUUCUCACUGGCAGCUCUUCCGACUCACCGGAUGACACGGCUUCGGUGGCUGUGAGGGGCAGUCGUGAUUUCAUGGGCUUUCUACUUCAGGCCCGAAGGGAGUCUGAUCAUCAGAUAGCUGGCACUUUUGUUUUCAUUCUUCCUCAUUCCAAACCAAUGGCUUGUUUUGAAGAGGCUGACACAGUCACCCACAUGGACAAGUCCCGGAAGAGAAAUCUAUCAUUUGAGUGGCAACCUGCCCACCCUGUAGGGGACAUCAGGUUCCUAUAAGAGAUGGUCCAGUCAUAUUUCGUUUACUGGACGAGGAUUGAAUCAUCUGUCGUGUCUCAGCAGACACACAGUAGAGCUAGUUCCGACAGCCACGUGGAGCCUGGCUCACCUAUGCCAGCCCCUGGGCAGAGGCCGGAGGGCAUGGAAGGAACCGCCCCGGCCCCCAGGGUCCCCGUCAUUCUUCCUCAGCAGCGCACGGAUAUCUCUGCUGUGGCCAUCCCUGGAGCUGCAGGAGAGGACAGCUUAGAUCCUGUUCCUGCCAAUGUUUGGGUGACAGAAUUUCCUGGGGCUGCAGAGACUCCGUUCCCAGCAUCUUCACACAUAGCUGCCGUAGUCAGCGAUGGCCACCAGCCCAGUGGGGACAGCAACCGAACCCUGGAAGUAUCCCCGGACGUUCGUGGGCUGGAGAGGUUCAUGGCCAUCAGGGGAUUCUCCUCAGAGAGCUUUGCUUCCAGCCCUAGCACCCACCACAGGACUCAGAAUGAUCCAAGCUUUGAUUCAUUGGAAACUUGCCUACCCUCAGAUAGGGAUGAACAGGACAAGAUGACGGCCUCAAAUAGGACGGUGAUGAGGCCUCCUCUGUACACUGUCCGUCUUUCCUAUACUCGCCUUUGGUCCUCUGGGGCACUCACUGGACAUGGGGCCAGGGCGGCCAAUCCAACCCCUGUCCUCCACACCUCUGCCACCUCCAGGCCACCCACUGCCAGUGGUCAGUCAGAGGCAUCAAGACCCUCUGCCAGCUUCCUGCCUCAGUCAAAGCACAAGGAGCCCAAAGUGAGGGAGGGCAAUGGAGAGAGUGGCAUGGGACACCCCAGGAAGACCAACCCAAGGCCUGAGCUUGGGCAAGACGAGACCAGGGCCCCUUUGGGGAUCCAGCUCGGGACUCUGCAGCUGGGAAUGCUGCUUUGCCUUUCAGCUGCUUUGGGCAUGGCCGUGGCUGCUGGCCUUCGCUACCUGCAUACCCAGUCUUGCCACAAGCGGACAGAAGUAUUCUUUAGUGAGCCUGCUGGACACGUACCUGCCAGGAGUGACGGAGGCGAGAUCGUGCAUGUCAGGAGGAUUGGGGAGAACAGUUUUGUUUUGGUUGAAGCAGAAUACAACUGGAUCACUCCUUCUGUGGGUAGCAAGAAAACAGUCCUCUGAGAAGGCUCCUCAGUGCCCCCCCCUUAGACCCUGCAGAGUGUCUCAGCCAGAACAGAGUAACUGAGACUAGCUAAUGAGGACAGGGUUUCACUGUGCUUCCCAUCAGGGAACAGUUAAUGGAGGGAGCAGCAAAAGGACAGUUUUAUCAACAGAGGGAAUUACUUUCUGGCUUUGUUGUCUUAACAUCUGUAAUUUAGCAGUUUUUUUUUUCUUUCUUAUUUUUUUUAGCAGCUUUUUUUUCUUUUUGCAAUUAGACGUUCUGUUUGAAGAGUUAAACUCAACACAAUGAAUAUUGUAUAAUCUGCUCAUUAACUAGACUCCUGUGGCCACUGAGCUUCCUCCGUUGCCUUAAGGAACCCGCAGAAAUGGAACUUCUGUCCCUCCUCAGUGUGUCAGCCUCAUCGACUCGCUUUGAAAAAACAGUAACGUUGAGGUUGAGUCUCCUGCAAGAAAAAGGACUGCAGCCCUCCCUUUGCCUCUUCAAACCACCCCCAAAGAAGUCCUGUUUUCCAAACUGGAGUUCAAAGGUGGCUCUGAUGUCAUUGUCUGGGUGAGCGCAAGGGUAUUCAGCCUUCUUGGACACUCAGAAGCCCAGCAAAUCUGCCAUGGAAAUUGAUCCAAAGCAAGGAAGAGUUUAGAGAGUUGGAUUACCCACAUCUGUGGGAAAACAUACAUGCAGCGGGAGGCCAUAAACACCAGAGAGGGGUAAGCAAACCUCUUCAUCAGGGGUAAAUGGAUCUGAGGUCACCCAUCCAUUUACACUUGAUGAGAGACUUAUGUAUCCCAGAGACUAGCAGACGUCUUGCCUUUUGCAAAAGGUCAUGCUGAAAAAAAGGAUGAUACCAGCACAGUUUUAAGAAGAGUCUUUACCCGUCUAAGAAAACAAGAAGGACGAAGACUGUCUACCCACCUCAUGACUUUAUGAAGGUCACUUUGAUUUAGCAAGAGUCCCAUAGAUACUACAUGCGGUCAAAACAACGUGUUUGAAUAUAACUCUCGAAUAUGCUCACCUAAUAUAACACAAUGGAAUUAGCUGUCUUUUCAAAGGUAAACCUAUUACAGAGUCACGAUCCAUUUAAAUGUGGAAACGAAAACCACUAUAAAUUUGGAAAGGGUAUUUCCUGAUUGAGCACCUAAAUCGUGCAGGUACUGUGCUAAGAACUGUACAUUUAUUUUCACAUUCAAUUCUCACAAUAACUUCAUGAGGAAUUAAGUUCAGUAAAUCGCUUAAAGGGAAGGAGGCAUUCGUGACAUCUCAAUUCAACAAAAACAUUUUUAAAAAAUUGGGUGUGUGGGAAAGAGCUGCUUCUGUUUUUCCAGCCCCUGUUAGCUCACUGGGCAUCAGUUCCAACACUCUCUCAUCCUGGAUUCUGGGGUUGACAGAUCUGUCCCCUGACUUCAGGCAAGCACCUCAUUGGGCACGUGGAGACCUAGGUAAUUGUAUGUUCACAAAUGAAGGUGUUCUAGGAAUGCUGUGGAAAGAGACACAUGUACUGUACUCCAGGUGGGGCCACAGAUAUCCCUCCUACAUACCCCACUCUCCCAAGGGAUGCCCCCCGCCAAGAUGCAGAAGACAAGCCAUCUCACUAGUGGAGAGCUCCCAUCUGGCCAGGUCACAUCAGAGCUGGGUGCACCACGUAUACACUACCUUCCAAAUCUUUCCCGUCCAAGAGGAUAUUAUCCUGUGUAAACACACUGUUUUGAUUCUCUAUUGCUGUGAAACAAACUACCCCUUAACCCAGUGCUUUAAAACAACGCCCACCACUGAUGGUCUCACGGGACGCUGGGGUUGCCUGGGCUCAGCUGGGCAGCUCUUCUGCUCUGCCUGUUGUCAAAUGGGCUGGGACAUCCCAGAUGACUCACUCACGGGGCUGGCAGUUCAUGCUGGCUGCCGGCUGGGUACUCACUGGGGCCGUGGAUGAGUGUGAGAAACAAUUUGCUUCUCCUCUUUGUGGCUUCUUACUGCAUAGUGGCUGGGUUCCCAGAAGGAGUGUCCCAGGCAGACAAAAGCAGAAGCUGGGCAUCUUGGAAGGCUUAGCCUGGGAAGUAACAUGGUUUUACUCCUGCCACGUUCUGGUGGUCACAGCAUGUCACAGCCCUCAUUCUUCCAAGGGAAGGGCAACAGAUUUCAGUUUUCAAAGGAAGAGGUGGCAAAGGAGUUGAAGCUAUGCUUAAUUCACUGCAUCGCUGGUUAGACGGCUGACCUGCCACGGGGCUCGUGUGAGAAGAGACAGGCUGCUCAGCUUCAGGAGAUGCCAUGGGUCACCCUCCCUGCAAAGCAUCAAAGGGGCCGAGGGAAUUCUCCAGGCUUUAGGGGGGUUUGUUUGUUUGUUUUCUUGUUUGUGUUUUGGCCACACCGCGAGGCUUGCGGGAUCUUAGUUCCCCCGACCAGGGAUCGAGCCCAUGCCCACUGGAUGGCCAGGGAAUUGCCCAGGCUUUAGGGUUUAGGCACCUCCUCCUCUCCAGCUGGGAACUCCAGGUCAGGCACGAUAGUGACAGGGUGCAGAAGAGUCAGCCAGACUUAUGAGCCUCAGCUUCCUCAUCAGAGAUAAAUGGAUCACAAAAUGAUUUAUCUCUUUUGGCUGUUGUGAAGAUUAAACACAUGUUGAACACUUAGCUGCCUCUAACCGACAUGCCAUUGUUAUUAACAUCACCCUGCAGCUGCGACACUAUCUUUAAAUCUAGUCCAUUUAGAGAAAUCCUAUGGCCACCAAAAAUGUGAUUCCCUGUCCGUGACAAUUUCUCCCCCUGUGCCCCUACUGCCCCAGCCCAGCCAGUGGAGGCAUCACCGCGUUGGUUGUCAUGGCAGCCAUUGGCUACAGUUCCUGCUGGGGUCAGACAUUUUUGCUGAGACAUUCUGAGUAAACUCCGUUUGGGGAAGGGCGGCUGGAAUCCCCAAGCCUGAAUUCAGGACACAUAAAACCCCUCAGUCACUGAUCUUGAAGGUUCUCUAAGCCUGGCUUCAGAGAAGCCCCAGAGGGGAGUGAGUAGGCAGUGUUCAUUUAACCUGAAGGCACUUACUAAAGCACAAAGCCCUUAAAAGUUCUAAAAAGGCGAAGGACUCAAAUGCAGCAUCUUAAAAUAACUUUUUUGUUUUGUGGGAACAGCUAGAGAAUUGCUCAGCUAACCACGUCUCGGAGAAGGAAGUUGGGGGCUAAAGACACACUUCAGGGAAGAUAACAGAAAACCAAUUGCUAAAAUCUCUAUUUUAAACCAAUGGUUUUACAUCUACGUGCUAAUUUCAUAAUCACAGAUCGGGGCUAGCGGUGGGCUUUAACCUUUUUACAUUCAGAGACUAUUUUUGAUAUUUCUAAUUAAUUUCUCCCCUUGGAUACAAUAAUUUUGGUAAAUCACGACUUAACGCUCAACUGUAGCCCCGCUGAGCUAUCUCACUGGCAAGGCUGUCUGCAUUAAUUUACUGUUACAAUGUUUGCUUUCUUUUUUAAAAAAAAUCUAAUUAACAACAACAACAACAAAAGGGAUCAACAAGCCAGUAAACAUUUAAACAAGUGUCACGUUUUAUUUGAAAUGUUGUCUGGGAAGAGCCGGCAUUUUAUGAAUAAAUUACAGAUAGCGUACCCUCUCCUGGUCCUGGACUUCCGGUAUUACAACGUGAUCCCAGCCUUUCUGGAAUGCAGGCUCUGUGAUUUGAUUUCAUGUCACCCCGACGUAUUCCCCUCUUCUAAAAAACGGUGUGUGGCAAGGAAUUUCUUCUAUUCGAGUGAAAUGAAUUUGCAUUAAUUUGUUUUAUUAAACUUGAGAAUUUCUCCGUUUUCUUAAGCUGUUCGGAACUCGGCUCCAUCUGGCCUUUAGGGGUUUGCAAAAGCGUCCAUAAUCAUCUCUGGCUCAGAAUGUCAGGAGGGCCUUGGUGACGAAAGGCCGGUUGAUGUUUUGUGGGUUUGCUCUGUUCUUUAAAUGCGAAAAGAAAAGUGAACAUUUUGAGACUCUGCUCCUCUGAGCAGAUGGGUGGAGUGGCCGAUACAACUGAAGUCUGACAACUGUUUUUUGGUUUUUGUAUUUUGCUUUUAAAACAUAAAUCGUUCGUGCUACACUGUCUCCACGUUCACUAAUGGCUUUCCAUCUUGCGCAGAAUAAAAUGUCAAUAUCCGGACUGGGCUGACCAGGUACUGUGAGACCCCGUCCUCCAACCACCUUCUUGCACAUUCCCUGAGUUUCCAAGAAUGGUUCAGGGGUGCUGCACAGCUCCAUCCAGCUCCCUUGGUCUGGCUGCCCUUCUUGUCUGGAAACUGGUUCCCUCCAGAAUUCCACAGUCUUCAGAACUUUGCUCCCAUGUUGCCUCACCUGAGCAGCCUCUCCUGUCCAUUGCCCCCCACCACUCUCUAUGCCCUUGGUUGCUUUAAUAUUGACAGCGCUUCUUACCUCCUGAGUCUACGCAUUCAUUUGUGUGUUUAUUUUCUGACUCUCCUUGACUAGGGUGCUUUGUAAAGGCAGAGGCAUUGUUUAUUCAUUGCUAAUU
Messenger RNA from Orcinus orca (killer whale), 6475 nucleotides. It is a transcript of the gene REELD1, whose product is annotated as reeler domain containing 1. Gene Ontology annotation, molecular function: oxidoreductase activity, acting on metal ions. NCBI's taxonomy places the organism in Eukaryota, Metazoa, Chordata, Mammalia, Artiodactyla, Delphinidae. The record is from RefSeq and is a predicted model, not a curated record.